AUCAAGAUUCUCUUUGGCUACAUCAACGGCCGUAUAAUCGAGCACAAAAUGGAGCAGUCCAAUUUCAAGUUCCACUCCGAGUCGCGGCUCAUGCCCGUGUUCCUGCGGACUAAAGUCGGGGGAUGCUGAGAUCCUCCUGCAUCUCCUGUGGCCAAAGUCCGCCUUUCCUGAGGAGGAUAUCUGAUGCGGUAAUCUCCGGUUAUGCAGGAGUUGAUGCUGUUUACGGACUUCACGAAUGAUAUUUUGUCAUAUUAUAAGGAGUUUAUCUUGCAUGGCGAGAGGGGGAACUUUGUGGAGAAUUUCGCGGAUACGCAUGGGAUGCAGCAGUUGGAUGUGUUGCAGCAUUUGACUGGUUAUACACCAAAGUCUGUCUAUUUGAUGCUCGACAGCAAUGAAGAUUUGUUGCAGACUGAAGAAUUUUGUCACGGGUUGGAUUAUGCUUUGUACGGCCCAUCGCCGGUAUUAUCUGGCCGAGUUUUCGAGGAUGAGCAGUACCUCCAACCGUACGAUGAGGAUGCAUAGAUGAACACUAUAUGCCAAUCAGUAACAUCAUUCGUUAGAGAUAGUUGAGCGAUUGCUAUGCAGACCAGCAUAGAAAUAUAGAUAAAUUUUUAAAUUCAAACCAUCUAUGUAUCUACAAAUCCAAGAAAUAAAACCAAUUGAACCAUCAGACCCCUUCCCUUUUUGUCCUCAUACAUCGUAAAACAUUUGUAUAAAUUUGCACUUGUCCCUCAGACCGAGUCCUUUCCUGGUAGAUGGAUCAAAUGGAUGUGCUGCUCUCUGCAAUUAUGUGCGAUCAUCCUACCCCUUUAUAUCCAAAUUAGACGUGCAGGGCAGAAGUCUCCGCCUUGGCUAAGGCGGCUUCGUACGGCUUGAGUGCGUUCUUCACCUCGGUUGAGACGAACUUCUCGACCUGCUGGGGGGCACGGCCAGUGAAGGUGCUGGGGUCGAGGAGGGCGUCCAAUUCGCCUAGGAUGGGGGCAAAAAACUCGGUGCGACGGAUACGGUCUAAGAGGUCGU
Molecule: messenger RNA, 1020 nt
Organism: Aspergillus ruber CBS 135680
Lineage: Eukaryota; Fungi; Ascomycota; Eurotiomycetes; Eurotiales; Aspergillaceae
Exons: 2
Coding region: 202-522 (106 amino acids)
Source: RefSeq, a predicted model, not a curated record